Molecule: messenger RNA, 6877 nt
Organism: Drosophila montana
Lineage: Eukaryota; Metazoa; Arthropoda; Insecta; Diptera; Drosophilidae
Gene: pps
Product: protein partner of snf
Exons: 12
Coding region: 344-6520 (2058 amino acids)
Biological process (GO): DNA-templated transcription
Cellular component (GO): Set1C/COMPASS complex
Molecular function (GO): protein binding
Source: RefSeq, a predicted model, not a curated record
CUACAUUCUUUCGUCGAAGUAAAAUUUUUUGCAAAUUCUAUUUUCAUAUUUUUGAAUAAAGCAUUUCUUAAAGUGCAAUAGAGCGAUUUUUAUUGUUGGAGUGCAACAGACGAAUUCACUGCAGCCCAACUCUAUUUUUAGAUAUAAAGAGCUUAAUUGCUCUUAGCAAAUAAUCCUACAGCUGCGUCACAAGUUCCAAUGUCGGCGUCACAACGCGGCCGCGGCAUGAGCAAACAAAUUAAUAUCAACGCUCACAAUUAGAAAUAGAGCACGCAAAACAAGUGGAAAAACGGAUCUAAUCUGGACUGAAUGUACAGUAGCUGAUCCAUGAGGCAUUGCUGUCAUGUCUAGUUCGGUAUUUAGCGAGCCGCCCAAUGCCCGGCCAAAUGGAGCCGAUGGAGAUUCCAACCUGGUCGUGGUAUACACCAAAAAUGGCAUCUCAUUUGACGAGCGUGCCAUUGAGAAUAUUAUGGAGGAAAAAUCAAUUGCGAGUAUUAGUGUUGUGCGGCUUACAUCGCCUACGCCAAGCAUGGUCGAUCAAGAAGAAACCGAACGUCUGGAAGAGCUGGAGCGUUUUCUUGAAGCGACAACUGAUCGCGAAGAAUCGGAAACAGAUAAUGAUAGCCAAAGCGGUGGUGAUGAGCUGAUAAGUGAAAAGGAUCAUGUUACCGGCGAUGAUAAUGACAACACCGGUUGCGAAAAUAAUGAUGACUCCACGGAAACCGAAGCCGAGGUACCUAAGGUUAAAAAGCGCCCCGGCCGCAAGCCCAAAGCCCCCAAAAAGCAGAAAAAGCGUCGAAAACCUAAAGAACGCCCACAAAUUGUGGGGCUCAGUGUCGAACAGUUCUACGCGGAGAAUUCUGCCGAUUUGGUGGUGAAAAAUGCUCUGAAGUUGGCUGGCUUAUCUAUAUUCAAGCGCACGCCGGAGACAGAUGCUUUGUUAGAGAUCAUUCGAAACGAUCACAACUACACUCCAUUCACGUCGCCCGAACAAAUGAAGGCACAGAAGACGGCAGAAAGAAUGGCUUUGGAAAGGCAAACAGUCCAAGGACGCAAAUUUAUCGUUCACACCCAAUCCAAUGUCAAAAUGUUGAGCGCUAAAAAGCGAUUCCAAGUGGUGCCUAUUAAGCAGGUACAUACCACAACGCAGCAACCACUCAGGCAACAACAUUUACCUCCUAAGCCACCACAGCAGCAGCAAAGACAACCGCAGCAGCUUCUGAAGCAACCACCGCAGCUGCACAGGCAGCAGGUACACAACCAGCUGCAGCAGCCGCCAGCAUCCAAACAGCAGCAGAUAAUUUUACCGGGGCCACGGCCAGUUCGUAAUACUGUCAAAGUGAUAAGUCCUGCGGAGGACUUUGUAGAGGAUGACGAAGAUGCAAACAGCUCGGCAACUGCUGACGAGGAGAAUGCCGAUACCGAGGAACAUAGCGAGCCGAGUGACGCUUCCCGUGAAACUGACAACGAUCGAGACAGUGAUAUUGAUUUCAAAAUGAACAACAGCCGUAGCACGAACAAACGUAGGCGCAUUAAGAAGUUUUCCAGGCGAUCCCAUUCGCAGUCUGCGCGUGGACAAACAGUGCAUACACCAAAGGUGCAACAACAACAACAGCAACCAGCACAAAGUUCAGUUCCACAUUUCAAGCGGCGCAAAGAGCAGACGGAUAUCAAUUUGUCUGCACCAGCAAUUGGCCAGAUUGUUCAGCUCAAUACAAAAGCGCCUCCAUCAGUAAUUGCCUUGGGUCGUAACAUAUUGAGCACAUCAUUUCUUAAAAUGCGCCCAACCCACAAAUCUCUGCCCACAACCACUUCAUUACCGAAUGAGGCAAACAGAAUGUCGGCCUCCGCAGUCGCCGCUAAGAUGCGGAGAGCACCAUUUGUGCAAGUUGGUCGUGUGGUGAAUGUGCCACCGGGCGGGUUUGUGACCCCGCCGCAAGAGGUUAAAGAGAUUAUUAUAAAUAAGAAUCUGUCAAGCCCCAAGGGUGUAUUCACAAAUCUAAACAGUCUACUGGCUGAGAAUAACAAUACGGCGAUGCUGACAUCAACACCGGAUAACAGCAAACAGAUCCUUUUAAAUACCCCCAGCACUCCCAAGUCCAGUAUGAAUCCGCUGCCAACGCCGGCGCCGAUAACUAAGGGCUUUAUGCCCAUUGGCGUGGAGACGGCAACCUCUCACAAGUUACCCGCACAGAUUGUUAUCGAAACGCAUCAGAGCUCCUCGGAGCUGGCUGCCGAAAAUGACAAACAACUUGAUCUCAUUGACUCUAUUGUGCAGGAUGAGCUGUUGAAGGCAUCUUUAGUCGAAAAACCGCCUGCCACGGCCGAUGAGAACAUACCCAAACUAGUUAAAAUGCUAGAGAGCACCGCCGCGUGUCUGGAUCAAGUACCCGAACCAACAAUGAAUGCGCUCAAUGUCCCACAACAACAGAGUUUUGAUGGUAGUCUGGUAGCAAAUGCUGUUGUGGAUAACAUUGAUAUAACCAGCGCACGUUUGCUGGAAACUCCAGACGAGGAUGAAAUCACCGCGGAUUUCCUUCAACAUGUUGUGGGCCUCAUAGAGGAGGACAAACAAUUUGAAGCCGAGGUGGUCAAACAGGUGCUGGCCAGCACUGAGACGGGUGGUCUAGAUGCAAUUGCAAAUGUUGUUGCGCCGCCAAUCUUCGAUGUUGUCAGCCAGUUGCCAACAAUUUCUCAGCCGCUGCUCAAUGAUUUUCCCGCCAAUGUUGUAACAAGUUCUUUGACCAAUUUGCCCAUGGCGUGCAGCACUCCCGCUCGCUCCACUGGAACGUUAACGUUGUCAUCCCGCCCUGAGACGAAAAUUGUGCGAGGCAAUGGACGUGUCAUUUAUCUCCCACCCAUUGAGGCGCCCACGACGCGCGCCAAGCGUCGAGCUCAGAACUUUCCCGUGACAGUGACAACAAUGUCAGACAUUAGUAGCACGUCGCUUACAGAACCAAACCUGGAUAGCAGCCACUUGACCAGCAGCAGCUUAGAUAGUGACAGCUUUUCGUCACAAAUUGGUGGCGUAGCUAGAAAACAGCUGCCCAGAGAAUCCGCUGGGAGCGUCAGGCGGCCUAGAAGAUCAAACAAGCCGAAUAUUAGCAGCGAAGUUAAUGAUCCGGAAGCCUCGGAAUCUCAAGAGGACGAUGAUGAUCCCAAUAAGCUAUGGUGUAUCUGUCGUCAGCCACACAAUAAUCGAUUUAUGAUAUGCUGUGAUCUCUGCGAGGAUUGGUACCAUGGAACGUGUGUUAGUGUGACAAAGGCCAUGGGCCUGGAAAUGGAGCAAAAGGGCAUUGACUGGAAGUGUCCCAAGUGCGUUAAAAAACAGGAGGAGAAGAGUCAACCACGCAUCACGGACAUGUUGUUACCCAAGCAAAUUAUGGAGCCAGCCGAGUGCGUGGCGUUAUCUAAGCAACCAAACGAAACCAGUGGAACUGUUGAACUUCAGCAGCUUACGCCCAAGCCAUCUCCGCCAGGUUCCGGAGUAUCGAUGGCAUCGAUACCCAUAAGCUCAAGUAGCCCGCUUGUGAAGCAACAAAAACGGCAGCUGCUCAACAAGCCCCAGCCGAGAAUGCAUCAACAGCAACUGCAUUUCAUCAAACUUGGCGGAAGCAGCUUCACAUCCCAUACGGACGUAACCUGCGUGGUAUGCAAGCGUCCAGCGCGCGUCAAUUCGGUUUAUUGCAGUGACGAAUGCAUUCGCAAAUAUGCACAGACCGCAAUUCAGGCACAGACUGUACCGAAGACGCCGGAGCCGACGCAGCCACCAGAUGCUCCGCAACCACCGCUAGGAAACGCACCCGAAGCCAAAAAGAACAAAAAGAAGGAUCUGUUUGAGGAUGUGCUGCGCCAGGCAGAUUCCAUGUCGAAGGUUGAGCGGAUCAAUGUCUUUGAGCGCCGAAGCGGGCGUGCUAUUACGGGUCACUUAGCGCCCAGCGCUCAGCAACUAAAGAAAUGGCUGCAGGAUAAUCCCAGCUUUGAAGUAGUGCAGCCUGGCAGUCAGCAGGCGCAGGAAAUAGAGAAACGUCAAAACAAACGGCAGCUAGAGCACUCUACACCAGAGAUUAUCACAGUAAAAUCUUCUAUGUCGUUGCCAACACAAACGCCACAUGAAACUCCGAACAGAUCCUUACAGAUGCUAACAGCUGUGCCCAACAUGGCAAAAAGGGAGAAGCCUGCCGGCAAGGCGACAACUACGCCUAGCCGAUCACCCGAAAAGAGCAGCACGGAAAGACCUGUGAGUAAUUCCCAGCCUGAACCCAUACGUUUCAAUGUACGACGCACGCUUAAGGAGCAAUUGCUGUCGCGCAUAAGGGAGGCGCAGGCGGCAGAGUUGCCAACAGAAAAGUCCGAUUGGCUAACUGCGGCGGAGGUGGAAAACUUUGUGAAGCGAGUGGAGUCGGAAAUGUAUCAUUCGUUUGGGCGAGAUGUGAGCGCUAAGUACAAGUCUAAAUAUCGAUCCCUCAUGUUUAACAUCAAGGACCGUAAAAACAAGACGUUGUUCGAGAAGAUAUGUGCCAAGCAAGUAGAGCCCAAGCAACUGGUUAGAAUGACACCGGCUGAGUUAGCUAGCCAAGAGCUGGCCAAGUGGCGUGAGGAGGAAAAUCGACAUCAAUUGGAUAUGAUCAAAAAGUCCGAGCUAGAUUUAUUGUCAUGUGCACAAAACUACGUGGUAAAAACGCACAAAGGUGAGGAGGUAAUCGAAUCCAAGGUGGAUGUAACACUGCCAGAAGAGGAGUCAGAGUUGGAAGCGAACAAAUCUAAGUUGGAUAGUUACGACAGCAAAAAAUCAUCUCAAUCUAUUAUGGACACCUCGCCCGCCACAGAAGUUAACAGUAAAGAGAAGUCCUCCAGGGCGCGGGAAAAGGAGCGCAGCCGUGACCGUGACAGAGACAAGCGGCAUAGGAGUCACAAGCAUCAUCAUCACCAAAGUGGUAACAAAAGAAGCCGCAGCCGGUCAAGCAGCAGAGGCCGCAGUCAAGAAAAGCGCAGCCACAAAAGGCACCAUCAGGAGCAUGAACUGGAUAAAGAAAAAGAGCAGCCAACACGGGACAGGCAAUCAAGUAAGGAGCACGCCGAAAAACUCCAAUCCCCGCUGCACAAGAAACCAAAUGACAAGAAAGCAGAACCCCCCUUAGUAGCUUUUAAUUUGAUUGAUCAAAUUCUGGAUUCGGAGAAAACGGUGGAAGAGGCCGCAAAUUUGACACAGCCCGCCAAACAAAUGUUAAAAUCGUUGCCCGUAGUCACAAAAACAAUAGCCAAAAUUGAUGUGCCAACACCUGGUUUGGAUAGAUACGCUCGCUAUGUACAGGGCCUGUCCAACCCGGCAAUUUGGACUGGCAAUUUAAAUAUGGUGGAUGUCACCAAUUUUGAUGUGGUCAUUCACUCCGUACACGGGGAUACAAAUCAACUGGAUAAGCUGCUGCCCAUCAAUUUGGAUGUUAUUGGUCGCAUAACGCGUGUGAAUGUCUGGGAAUAUCUCAAAAAGAUCAAGAAGAGUCCCACCAAGGAGAUUGUUAUUGUCAGUUUGUUUCCUGCCAGCGUCUCAAACACUGUUAGAUUUGACAACUUCUUCGAAUACCUUGACUCACGACAGCGUCUUGGUGUUUUGGGUGCCGACUCGGAAUAUAUUCGAGACUUUUAUAUAUUCCCCUUGGGCACCCGUGAUAAGUUGCCCACAGUGCUACACACAUUAGACAGUGUUCCCUUCUACGAGGACACGCAACGGCCAAACACGCUGCUCGGCAUAAUUGUGCGUUGCCUGAGCAAACGUUUGGUUAACUUGAGCCAGACGCUGCCCAUACCAUUACCCACUGCCAGCAACAAAACUGCAAAGAGUUCAAGCAAAGCACGCGUUAGAACAACGUUCACGCCUCCGAGCAGUCCGAAGCGCAAGCAUAGCACGCACUCGACCAGCUCUAAGGAUGACGAGUUCGAUAUUGAUGCCAUUAUCAAAGCGCCUAUUGCCAAGCUGCAAAAGUCAAACGUUUCGGCAGAAGCGCGGGCUAGCAUAGAUGAUCCGAAUGCGCCAUAUUCGCCCGGUGGCAGCUCUGACGACAAUGAUGAUUUGCCCACAUCGGCUUCAGGCAAUAAGAAUGACCUGGAGCGCAAAGUAAAUGAAAUUAAUAAGCAAAUCGCUGCGCAACGCAUGGAAAUAGCCGGCCUCUUAAAUGUAGAGCCAUCUAUUCUAGACAAACCCUCGUCAUCAUCCAAUGUGCUAGCCAGUAUAUCAAUACCGCCUAAUCUGACCAAGAUUUUGGCUAGCUUAAAGGAGAAGAGUGAGUCGCAAGCUAGACCAAAGUCAAGCGAUGAUGAGGAGUACAAUCCAGAAGAUGCAAUCACGUCAAACAGCUCCUACGGCAUGGCUACUAAAAGUGCAGAGGGUGCGACAAGGGCUAAAAGUCGCUUGGCGCAGCUAAGUGAAGCAGAGCUUCUUAGUAUGGUGCCGGAUAAUAUGGUGGAUCUAACGCCGACAAAUUCUGCCAGAAACGAUGAGCCCCCACCGCCUGGUGUUUAGGCUAAGGCUAAGCGCAGUACGGUUAUAAUAAUCAUAAUUUAGAAUUUACGUGUGUACUUGACUAGCUUUGAUCUACCUAAUCUUAGUUUUGAAUGGAAUUCAAUUUAUAAAUAUCCUUUGAUUUUCGCCUAUCAUUAUGUACAUUCACGUUCAACGAAUUGAAUACCAUUUCUGUAUUAUACCCAGCAAUCGAAACAAUUGAAAAGAUGUCCGUGUUUGGAUACACUUGGUUUAUCUUUUUAUUAAACACACAAAUUUGGAAAUUGUAGGGUUUCCUUGAGAUAUACCAACUAACCUUCUAAGUUCUUGUACAUUUUACUUAAAUACAAAUAAAAAAUUGCUAUGUAACAUUUCUAA